AUGGCUGGGAGAUUGAGCGUUCUGCUGCUGAUAAUUAUUAAUGUUGUGGUAAAUGGAGCGGCGAUUGCGUCUGCGAUCAGGAGUGAGCAUAGAAACGCUUACGCUACGAUGAUGUAUAUGGGAACGCCAAGAGAUUACGAGUUCUACGUGGCCGCUCGCGUUAUGCUCAGAUCGCUAUCGAACCUAGCGGUGGACGCUGAUCUCGUCGUCAUUGCCUCCGUUGACGUUCCUCUCCCAUGGGUUCAAGCUUUUGAAGAGGAAGAUGGUGCAAAAGUUGUGAUAGUUGAGAAUCUAAACAAUCCUUACAAGAAUCAACCCAACUUCAACCAGAGAUUCAAAUUAACAUUGAAUAAAUUAUAUGCUUGGAAUUUGGAAGACUAUGAUCGUGUGCCUUCAAAUAAAGUGUUCAAAGAUAUGAUUGCGGAGUUGGAGAAUGGAAGACAGAAUACCGAUGGCGCCGAUCAGGGCUUCAUCGGAAGUUACUUCCCGGAAUUGCUCAAUGAACCCAUGUUUCAUCCACCUUCUAACAAUACAAAGCUUAAUGGGAAUUACAGGCUUCCUUUAGGAUAUCAAAUGGAUGCAACAUAUUAUUAUCUAAGGUUGAGAUGGAAUGUACCAUGUGGUCCCAACAGUGUGAUUACAUUCCCUGGUGCACCCUGGUUGAAACCAUGGUACUGGUGGUCGUGGCCGGUUCUUCCACUCGGUCUCAAAUGGCAUCAACAACGUUAUCAAACUAUCGGUUAUGGUUCAGAGAUGCCUUUAGUGUUUCUUCAAGCGGCUAUUUACUUAGGAAUAAUAGCCGUGACUCGUAUUGCCCGUCCCAAUUUAGCCAAGUUGUGUUACAAAAGGUUGGCGGAUAAGAACAUUUCAGGUAUACAACAAAUGGGGAUUAAAAUGUUGGCAAUGUGGUUCAUCGUUGGUUCAUACACAAUCCCGUUUUUCAUCAUUCCUAGUACGGUUCAUCCAAUCGUGGGAUGGGCACUUUACUUGCUAGGAGCUUUUACGUUGUCUUUAGUCACUAAUAGUGUAUUUCUUCUCCCAAUUUUACCAGUUUUAGUGCCCUGGUUUGGGAUAUUUGGGGUGCUCUUAGUUAUGGCUUGCCCUUGGUAUAAGGAUGGGGUGGUGAGGGCUUUGUCGGUGUUUGGAUAUGGUUUUUGUGCUGCUCCUGCUCUUUGGGUUGCGAUGAAUAAGGUAAUGAGGAGUCUUCGAGUUUCUAUUGACAGGGAAGUGUUGUUGCCCAGAAUGGCGGACGAAACAGAGUUAUCAUUGUCGGGGUUUAACAAAUUGUAUUGACAUUGGAGAAGAUUAAAUGGAAAUUAAUUAGUUGUUGUUGAA
Impatiens glandulifera is the source of this 1335-nucleotide messenger RNA. RefSeq names its product putative glucuronosyltransferase PGSIP8. The coding region runs from base 1 to 1293 and encodes 430 amino acids. The transcript is spliced from 4 exons. The record is from RefSeq and is a predicted model, not a curated record. Lineage: Eukaryota; Viridiplantae; Streptophyta; Magnoliopsida; Ericales; Balsaminaceae. Gene Ontology annotation, molecular function: glycosyltransferase activity.